UCUCCCUCUCUCUCAAACUUGAUUCUACAUAAUUUUGUUGGUGAAUGCUGGCUAUUGGUCCUAUCCUAUCAUCUCCCAUUUCAGUUAGCCGAGCGAACAUGGAGUCGGUCUCACAUCUCGUCAAAGUAUCGGUCCCGAACUAUUUGGCCGGCCUACCGAUUCCAAAUUCGAUAGGCGGAUGGUUUCGUUUAGGAAUACGAGAUUGGUUCGCCCUUUUGCCACCCACUGCCCUUCUUACGGGAUUAGGAUAUAUGUCUUACAGGGCAUUUUGUCCCCACGGUAGACCUGCGCCAUGUGGACGUGUUAAUGUCAAAAUAAAGAAGGAUGUUGCUAAAGUAGUGGAUACUAUCGAUAUUGAAGAUAUCUCUGAAAAAGCUGCAUUCUGUCGCUGCUGGAAAUCGGAAAACUGGCCAUAUUGCGAUGGUACUCAUGGACGUCACAACAAAGAGCAUAACGACAAUGUGGGUCCGCUCGUUAUCACAAACAAGAAAGAUUAAUUACAAUCUCUUUAUUGCUGUAAAAUAUCUAUUUGCUCACUAUAUUGUAGAUAAAUAUAUAAUGAGAGGUUAGAUAAAUAAAUUUAUCGCCCCUUUGUAGAUAAAUCUUACGAAAGAAA
Molecule: messenger RNA, 616 nt
Organism: Camponotus floridanus (Florida carpenter ant)
Lineage: Eukaryota; Metazoa; Arthropoda; Insecta; Hymenoptera; Formicidae
Gene: Cisd2
Product: CDGSH iron-sulfur domain-containing protein 2 homolog
Exons: 4
Coding region: 45-497 (150 amino acids)
Biological process (GO): regulation of autophagy
Cellular component (GO): intracellular membrane-bounded organelle; mitochondrial outer membrane
Molecular function (GO): 2 iron, 2 sulfur cluster binding
Source: RefSeq, a predicted model, not a curated record